CAGCACCCCGGAAGCGGCGUGCGGCGGGUGCCACGGCCGGCGGGGCCAUGGCGGGCGGCGGGGACUCGCUCCGCGCUCUGCUCCGCACCGCCAACGCGCUCCUGCAGCAGCGCCGCUACCAGGCCGCGCUCGCCGUCAUCAAAGGCUUCCGCAACGGCGCCGUUUAUGGAGCCAAAAUCCGUGCCCCACAUGCCCUGGUGAUGACUUUCCUGUUCAAGAGUGGAAGUUUAAGGGAGAAGCUGAGAUCCAUUGCCCAGGCCACGUACGCCCAUUCCAGGAACCUGGCCUGUUUUGUGUUCACCUACAAGGGGCUCCUGGCAGCACAGUCCCGGCUGCAGGGGAAAAAAAUCCCAUUUCAUUCUUUCCUUGCAGCCUGCAUUGGGGGCUGGCUGGUGUUUGGUGACAACAAUCCCAUCAACAGCCAGAUCAUCAUGUACCUGCUGUCCCGGAUCCUGUUUGGUCUGUCUCGGCUGGCUGUGGAAAAGGGCUACAUCCCACAGCCCAAGCAGGAUCCCUUCCCUCUGGUGGCUGCCCUGGUGUGGGGCACAGUGCUGUGGCUCUUUGAAUACCACAGGCAGACUCUGCAGCCCUCCCUGCAGUCCUCCAUGACCUACCUGUACGAGGACAGCGAGGUGUGGCACGACCUGUCCGACUUCCUCAUUUACAACAAAAGGACAGACAGCAAGUAGGUGCUUCACUCUAAAUCACCUCGGAAUGCAGCUGAGGGAAAAGGUUAUUCUGUUGCUCUUGACCUGUGAUUUUUUAAAAUUAACAUCAGUCAAGCAGAGUUGGCUCUUGUCUCCAGGCCAGAAUGUUCUGAUCAGUAUUUUGGCUCCUUUGAGAGCAAGCACAACACCCCACAGAAACUUGUUGCUGUGUUUUUUAAGAGGCCUUAUUUUCCCUGUAAGUGUGGCAUUGGGGUUUGUUCUUUAAAAACUAAAUAUAUUUAUAAAAUGACAGCCUGACACUAAGUGGAGAGUGUGAAGACAUGUUCUAUGGCUCAUCUGAAUGUUUAGAAGUUUUUUUUUCUAUGUUGCUGGAGGGUGAAGGGAGUGGGGGACCUGCUGAGCUCUGAAAGCAGUGCCAUCAUUUCUUCAUUGCUAUGGAUGGCUGGAAAUCCUGUUUAAACUGUUACAAGGACAGUUGUGUGCUCCUUGAGAGAGUUCCUCUGCAGUUUUCCCUCAGGGAGACAGUAAAAUGUGUAAGAAUAGAACUCUUAGGAUUGUUUUGUGCAAGCCUGGUAAAUCAGGCUUGGAAAGACUAUUUUUGCUUGGUUUCUUUCCUGCACUUGGGCUGAAUCUGGGCCUCUGCAGACUGCACUAAUGAAUAACCUGUAAUUAUUUUAAAUUUGUUUGUAAAGCUUUUAAAAGCUGCUUGAACUAAAUACCAAAAACAGUUACACAACUUGGGCUCCUCUACAACCAGGCCUUGGAUCUCACACUGGAGACUUUGUGUGACCAAGGGCACAACAUUUACCAAGCACCUUUAUUUUGGUGGAGCAGGACAAGGGUUUCUCUGAGGUCCAGAAUCUGCCCUCCACAUCAGUGGCAUGUGUUGGCACUAACCAGAUUUAAAUCUGAUUUUGUACCUGUAGUUUGUGCAGGCUCAUUGCUCAGCCAGGCUGAGGCCAUGAAUUAAUUUAUUAAUUGUCUUGCUUGCAAAAACACUCUUCUGAGCUCCAGGGUAGUGCAGCAUGGCCUGAGCUAUGGCAGAAGAUUGACUAGAUAGCUGAGAAAGCACAAAAACUGGUUUAAUUAAUGAAUUCAAAUUCCUCAUAGUGCAAGGCACUCACCUGCCAUAUAACACUACACAGUUCACUCAGUGAUAUGCACUGAAAUAAUUCCUGCCACACUGGUUUGAUGUGGUGAUUUUUCCAAGAGAGUCAUGAGGUUCCCUGUUUCCUUUUGGCUCAGUUGGGACUAUUUGGUUCACUUCCCUUGUAUUCACCUGCUUUUCCCUGACCUGCCCAUGUCAUUUAAUAAUCCUGCUGAUGCUCUCUUUGUAAUCUUUUGAACUCUUUACCCUCCAGGCUCUGGCAAUUUCUCCUAUUCAGUGGUACAGCUGAAACGGUACAUUUAACUUCAGGGAGCUUCUGAGUAGAAAAAACUUUCUCAAUUUCUUCUAAGUCAUUUUUCCUUGUCCUCCUAAACUCCUUUAUUACUGUUCCUCAUAUUCAGAGUGCUGCUUUGCUCUUUAUUUUUCCACUUUUCUUUGUCUGUGCAAAUCCAUGUUGUACAUGCUGCCCAAAAACCAAGAUACUUCUUUGUCAGAAUAACUUUCUGUGAUCUCUUUAGCUUCUAAUUUCAUUGCAAACUUCUAGUUAGCUGCUGUUACAGUCUGGAUUGAAUAAUUGAAUUGGAACAUUCAUCAGACCCCAUGAAAGCUGUAAAAUUAGGAAUUUGGGUUUUUUUCUUUUAGUUAAAUAUUUUUCUCAGUAUAGAGAAGCAUAAAAAUUCAAUACAGAAAAACUACUGAAGCUACAGGUGAGGUGUGAUUCCUGUAUAAACAUCUUUAUUUCCACCACUGCUGGGUAUUUGAAGCAUCACAUUUUUUUUUCUGUCAGAAGCCUCAAUAUUGUUCCAAGUAAGGGCAUUGGUAUCCUGCUAAAAUUACUAAAUUCCUGCAAGCUUGGAUGGGAUUUCAGAAAGCUGACAGCUGUGGCUUGGGAAUUGCUCCCUAAAACUAUUAAACUCACAAAUCCUUGACCAUGUGCAAUUAGUGCAGCAAAAAGGUUCUGUGAGCUGGGUGUCUCUGAGAAAGGUUUGGUCUGUACAUUUGUAUUUCUUUCUCUUGAGCUUGUGGUUCCCUUCGAGGUGGAAUAAUCUUCCUCUGCUGGGAAUUGUACUGCUGUGGCUGCUGGUGAUGCUCUUCAGUGUCCCUGAGCAGGACAAGUGGCCUUUCCUGACCUUUUCACACUGCACUCUGCCCUCUCUAGAAAAUAAAUCCCAGCCAAAAACCAGUGUCUGGAAUCAGCCUGGCAGCAGCGAGCAUGACUUCUCCUCGGUUCAAAACGCCCUUUUUCUUUGGGGAAUCUCUCCCUUUCUCAGGAAGCCGUGCCCUGGCCCCCAGCCAUCUGUGGAGGAGCCCCAGGAGGCAGCUGCCAUCCCUGGAAGCCCAGCUCCUCCCAGGAGCACAGCUUUGGCCUUUGCUGGCCGUUGGUUUUCCUGCUGUGCUGGGGCAGGACAAGCUGCAAGUCACUGCUUUCCCCAGGGAAGUAAUUGGGACAGCUCCUUAAUGACAUCAGCCCCCAUGGCUGUCCCUGGGACCAGAUAGCUGGGGAUGAGCCCCUUCUGCUGCCAAGGUGUUGGAACAAUGCAGGCGUGUAGUAGGGAAGUGAACUAGAAGUAAUUUGUCUGAGGCAGACUUUUGGGAUAUGUAAGUGACACUCCCUGCCCUCCCCCAGGGCUUUGUGUAGGGAAUGGAGGGCCCUGUUUGGGUUCCCUUUUUAUUAGCAUUAAAAGCAAAAGAAAUAAAGAGACAGUUGGGAAGCCACCUGCAUAUAGCCAAGUGCUUAAGGAUCACAAAGAAGGGCCAUUUUGUCCCCCCAACUCCAACUGGUUUUGAAUUUUAAGAUGAGCAUGGGGCUGUUUGCCUGCAGCAACUUUAUUUUCCCUUGUUAUUUCUUCCUUGACACCUGACUGAUGCUGAGUGUUGCUAAAGAGGAGCAGAGUGUCUCAGUCUUAGCUCAGUUUGUGAAAAGCAAGGAACACUGGAUAAAACAAGUGUUUAAAAUGAUGCUUCCCCCUCAGAUUUUAAACCUCUCUUAGAGGCAGUUUUAAAGGUUAAUGAACCAAACUGAUCAAAAGUUUUCAGCAAUCCUGAGCUUUUCAAGCAGACUGACUAUCCUGGGCUAUUAAUCAUUUAUUUUAUGAAGGAACAAAGCAGGCUCAGGGUUAUUUACUGCUGCUGCCUGCUGCCCUGGCAUACCCACUGUGCUUCCCUUCCCUUUGGAGGACAGCUUGUGUGCUGGGGCUGGCUCUGGGGAUGGCUGGAGAACCCUUUCCGGGACAAUUGCAUUAUUUAACAAAGGUGAAAAUGAGACAGCUGCCUGACAUUUGGGUUGGGGAAGGUUUUCUGGGCUGUGUUUGAUGCUGGCACUGAAGGAGAAAGCAAAACCUGUGUUUGGCCAUUCAGUGCUGCAGAGAAGGGCUGGAGGAGGCAGGGAGGUGUGACCUGUGUCUGGAAUGGGACAGUGGGAUUUGUCCUGGUCACCAUCCCUGUGUCCAUGCAAUAACCAGAGAACUGGCCCUGUUGAGGGCAUUUAUCAUAGAAUUGUGGGAUGGUUUAGUUGGAUGGGACCUUAAAAAAACCAUCCUACCCCCUGCCAAGGGCAGGGACACCUUCCACUAUCCCAGGAGGCUCCCAGCCCCAGCCUGGUCUUGGACACUUCCAGGGAUGGAGCAGCCACAGCUGCUCUGGGCACCUGUUCCAGGAUGUGGAGGCUGCAGAGAAGCUUUGAUGUUGUUGCUGUGAGACUUUGCUGCCCUGCUAGAGUAGGUCAAGCUCUGCUUUACACCGAGCUGGGUGUGUGGGUGGGAGGGCAGAGACGAUCCCUGGCUGCUGAAAGAGACCCAAAGCAGGGCCUCCCUGUGCAGAGUGGGCUCUGCAGGCAGCUGCCAUGGCUGCCUGGUGCAGACUGUGCAGAUCCCUCACCAGGAGAAACUGCUGGGACUCCACCUUGUUUUCCCUGCAUCAGCACAAAGGUGACCUUUGGAUAAUACCCCGAGCCCUGCACUGCUCCCUAUUUGUCAGGUUGUGUUUGUCUCCCUGGCUCGUGCCAGCCUGAAGCAGAAUGUGUUUUCUGAUGCUGCUUUUGAAACCUGAAAGAUAAGGGAGGAGGGGAAAUAAGGUGUCAUGUCUGCCUGCCACUGUUAAUAUUUUUGGGGUGUUAAUCUUGAGUUUUCAACCUGUGUGUUCCUACCAGAUUGCUGGAGGAGGUAACUUUUUUCUUUACUUAGAAGAAUUUUCAUGUCUCUGGUGAUGAGGAGGGAGAAAAACAAAAUAAAAGCUCUAUAAUACAGGUAUUAUUACCUCUAUUUUUUAUAUAUAUUUUAGAUUCAUAAUUGCUGUGUAAUCCAGGCCCUGAUUUUCUGACAGCAUAGAAUAAAGAACAUAAACUCAGGUAACUUAUGUGACACUGAUCAGAAUGCUUGUAGAAAAUAUCUUGGGUUUUGGGUUUAAAAUAAAAAAAGGGGCAGGGGGUUGUUGAUGUAGCUCUGUCCACUACAAAUUGCCUUAUUGUGGUCAUUAUUUCUGUAUAAUCACUCUUUGAAUAUGACAAUACUGUGCUUUCUCUAAAAAUAAAAAUCCUAAUUUUU
This is a messenger RNA of Oenanthe melanoleuca, 5318 nucleotides long. It is a transcript of the gene PXMP4, whose product is annotated as peroxisomal membrane protein 4. The coding region runs from base 48 to 689 and encodes 213 amino acids. The record is from RefSeq and is a predicted model, not a curated record. The transcript has 4 exons. Lineage: Eukaryota; Metazoa; Chordata; Aves; Passeriformes; Muscicapidae. Gene Ontology annotation, cellular component: peroxisomal membrane.